Messenger RNA from Microbotryum saponariae, 2963 nucleotides. The record is from the annotation of a GenBank genome assembly. Lineage: Eukaryota; Fungi; Basidiomycota; Microbotryomycetes; Microbotryales; Microbotryaceae.
AUGUCGGCUCGACCCCAAUCCGUGAACAACAAGCCCAAAAAGAAUCCUCGCAAGCAGGCCGAAAGACAGGAACUGCAGCUGCUGCAGCAGCGCGUUGAUGACUUUGUCGCACCGGACGAGCUGCAGCUCUUCGCCGAGUUGCCCCUGUCCUCUCCUACGCUGCAAGGCCUCAAGUGCGUCGCGACCACUACGCAAGCGAAGCGAAACCACACCGAAGCAAGUCAGUGUCGCUGACCCAGCUCUCGCGCUCGGAUUCCCCCUGCACAGGUCGGCCUACUACAGCAAGAUGACCGACAUUCAGAUCAAGGCGCUCCCGCUCGCACUCAAGGGGCUCGAUGUCCUCGGAGCAGCACGGACGGGCAGUGGCAAGACGUUGGCGUUCCUCAUCCCCGUCCUCGAGGUCCUGCUGAGAAAAAAGUGGGGUCCCAACGAUGGCCUCGGCGCGCUCAUCAUCAGUCCGACCCGAGAACUGGUCAGUCUUAUGAACUCCGCGAUCGAGUCGCGACCCCUACUUGGGCGCGUUUAGUGUGUAUGCUGACGGCUUCACUUCUUCUCCCUCCGUAUCCACCCCAGGCGGUGCAGAUUUUUGACGUGAUGCGCAAGAUCGGCCACAAACACUCAUUCUCGGCCGGGCUCGUCAUCGGCGGCAAGUCGCUCAAGGACGAGCAAGACAGGCUCUCGCGCAUGAAUAUCCUCGUCGCGACUCCCGGUCGAUUGCUUCAGCACAUGGACCAGACGCUCGGCUUCGAGUGCGACCAACUUCAAAUCCUUGUCCUCGACGAAGCCGACCGGAUCCUCGACAUGGGUUUCCAGGCCUCGCUCAACGCUAUCGUAGCGAAUUUGCCGAAGCAGCGCCAGACCUUACUCUUUUCGGCGACACACACCAAGAGCGUCAAAGACCUCGCGAGGCUUUCGCUCAAGGACCCGCAGUACGUCGCCGUUCGCGAAGGGAUGGCGUCCGUCAAGGGUAAGGAAAAGGCCGAGGACGGGGCGGAGGACUUCAACUCUGCCCAGGCAACGCCCAAGAACCUCGAACAGCACUACAUGGUCGUCGAACUGAACGAAAAGAUGGACGUACUGUGGUCGUUCAUAAAGACGCAUCUCUUCACCAAGACGAUCGUGUUUCUUUCUAGUGGCAAACAAGUGAGUCGAAUUCUCCCACACCAGUCUCAGCCAAACUAGCCGACGAAGGUCUGAACAUGCCCGAGCAGGUUCGCUUCGUCUACGAAAACUUUCGUCACUUGCGACCAGGUGUACCGCUGCUGCACAUGCACGGCAAGCAGAAACAGAUGCAACGCCUCGAUAUCUACCAGCGCUUCAUCUCGGCCAAACAUUCGAUCUUGUUCGCGACCGACAUCGCUGCGCGCGGUCUUGAUUUCCCCUCGGUCGACUGGGUUGUGCAGGUCGACUGCCCCGAGGACGUCGAGACGUACAUCCACCGCGUCGGUCGAACGGCGAGGUACGUGUCCAAAGGCAAGGCGCUCUUGUUUUUGUUACCGAGUGAAGAGGCGGGGAUGGUGAAGCGGCUCGAAGCGAAAAAAGUCGACAUUGGCAAGAUCAAGGCCAACGCCGCGAAGCGACAGAGCGUGCAGAGCCAAUUGCAAAACGCAGCGUUUCAGUUCCCCGAAAUCAAAUUUUUGGCACAACGAGUGAGCAGCGCCGCGGUGGGAGAUGUCCCAUGCACUAUUGACAUGGCGAAAGAAUUCUUCCCCCAGGCUUUCAUCUCCUACGCGCGGUCCAUCUACCUGCAAAAGGACAAGACCAUCUUCAAUCUCGACGACCUGCCGCUCGAGGCGUUCGCGACCUCGCUCGGUCUCGCCGGUGCUCCCAGAAUCAAAUUCGUAAGCAAGCAAGCAGCCUCGGCCAAGAAGAACGCGGUGCGACAGUUCGAGGUUCUGAAGAAGGAUGCGAGGGCGAAGGUCGCAGGAUCGGACCACGAGGACGACAGCGAAGAGGAGAGUGAAGGAUCAGUUUUCAGAUCAGGCUCCCAUUUUGGUUCUGGCUCGGAUGAGGAUGAGAUAAGUGGUGGCGAAAAAAGCGAGGCUGGAGACGAUGAGCGUACCACAGCGAAUGCACCAGACGGAAAAGUGAGUCUCGUUGAUCCGAGCGCAUGGCUAUCUACCUAGCUGAACAUGCCCGUUGACGAUCACGUGCAGGAAAAGAACGGCGGUGUCAAGACCAAGUACGAUCGAAUGUUUAGCCGCAAGAGUCAAACCAUCCUGUCGGACCACUACUCCAAACUUGUCGAUCGAUCUUCGGACGAAGAGGACGGGGGUGCGGGUCGAACAGCCCUCACUGGCGACCUCGGUGCCGACGGCGGCGAUGGCGAUGACUUUAUCACGCUCAAACGUCGCGACCACACCAUCGAAGGGGACCAACUUCCCGAGUGGCACUUCAUUUCGAAACGCAAGCUCAAGAUGGGGCAGUCGAAAAAGGCCAUGCUGAGCAAGCACGGCAACCCGACCAAACUCGUCUUCGACGACGAUGGCGAGGCCCGGCAAAUCUACGCGCUCAAGGACGAGGAACACUUCAAGGCCGAGGGCGACGCCGCCGAGCAGCGAGCCAAGUUCGUCGAGGAGGAACGACAACGGUUGGCCAAGGCCGAUGUGGUGGACAAGGAGCGAGCUAAGGAGAAGCGACGAGAGAAGAAGAGGAAGCACAAGGACUACGAUGGCGCGUACGAGGACGAGGGAGGCGUUGAGGUUGGCGACCUGUCCGACGCCGACGAUGGCUACGUCUCGCCUGAUUUCAACCUACCCGAUCUCGGCACGAGCGAGGAAGCAGACGGUCCACUGUGGUAUAAAGCCCAGGACCGCAAGACGGCAGAGACAUCGGCGACGGCUGCACCAAGCGAGAAGAGGAAUAAGCGUCAGCGCAGGACCGGACGCAGUGAUGCUUCGGCAGCGGCGGAGCCGGCGGUGGAUCUGGAAGCGCUUGCUCUGCAAGCUUUGGGCGGAAAGUAG